This is a messenger RNA of Amborella trichopoda, 1791 nucleotides long. Its product is annotated as tRNA-specific adenosine deaminase TAD1. Gene Ontology annotation, molecular function: tRNA-specific adenosine deaminase activity; adenosine deaminase activity; double-stranded RNA binding. Gene Ontology annotation, biological process: adenosine to inosine editing; RNA processing. NCBI's taxonomy places the organism in Eukaryota, Viridiplantae, Streptophyta, Magnoliopsida, Amborellales, Amborellaceae. The record is from RefSeq and is a predicted model, not a curated record. Gene Ontology annotation, cellular component: cytoplasm; nucleolus.
AUGGAUGCUGGCGAACAUCGUCACUGGUAUUCAGAGCACUGGGGCGAGCUGGUAUCUAAGAAAGUAUUUUCUCUCUAUAAUUCUCUCUCUAAAAAGGGAAAGCCCCAAGGCCGGGAAACUACUGUUUUGGCAGCGUUUCUCCUGUCUUCUCCAUCUCAUGAAUUGCAAGUUGUAGCAAUGGGAACUGGAACCAAGUGUCUUGGGAGCUCACAUUUGAGUCGAAAUGGUGAUGUUGUGAAUGAUUCACAUGCAGAAGCUAUUGCACGAAGAUGUCUCGUGAGGCUGUUCUAUGCAGAGAUUGUGUGUCUCAAUGAAGCCUACAAGAGAAAAGAACGUCUCGGAUGUGAACAAUUGGGGAUUGAUGGGAACCUACACUUGCUGUUAGAACUAGUUGGUGAUGUGUCUGGUCAAACAAAAUAUAGAAUGAAGCCAGGCUACCGGUUACAUCUAUAUAUCUCUCAAUUGCCUUGUGGGGAUGCUUCCAGUUCCCCUUUGUUGCCAAGAAGGGAUUUGCUCCAACCAGCAGGGAUUUCACACUCUUGUUUCAAAGCUCGAAGUAACAGCAGUGAUAAUCAGGAAGUACAUCCAAAUCAGGGCCAUUGUAGAUCCCCUGACAGUAAUCAUAGCUACUAUGACAAUAACUGUGAAUCUUCAGGAAAAUCCUCUGCUGAAUUUUGGGAAAGCUUUUCUAAAACUGGACUCCAAACACCAUAUAGGGGAGUUGCUAAUAAAAGUGAUAAAGAAAUAACAGACAGAAUAGAUGGAGAGAUAGUUGGCAGACUUUUGCCUCGAGAUCGUAAUGGUGCCAUUUCUUCUACUAUGACUCCUGAAUAUUUGUUGAGGGGGUUGGAAAGUAGUAGGUCGCAUAGAACCGAUAAUUUGACAAAUGAUGUAGAUGGAGUUUUUGCCGUUCCUUCCCAUUCGCUGGUUGAUUUGCAUGGCCUGGGAAUGGUUAGAAGAAAACCUGGUCGUGGUGAAACAACUCUUUCUGUAAGCUGCUCAGACAAGAUUGCCCGCUGGAAUGUUCUUGGCCUUCAAGGAUCUUUACUCUCUCAUUUUAUUCAGCAUCCGAUAUAUAUAUCUUCAAUCACAAUUGGGCAACCAGCUUGCGAGAAUGCUGAAGGGUUGAAUCUAGAGAAUCACUUAGCAGAAUCUCUUUAUCGUCGUGUUCUUCCAAUAUCAAAGGAGUUGCAGAGUCCUUUCAAACUGAACAAUCUGAAGUUUUUUCAAGCUCCGGUUCCACCAAAGGAAUUUCUUCAAGUUCAAUGUUCCACUAGCAUACCUAUUUUAACAUGCGGAUAUUCUAUCUGCUGGAAUAGAUUGGACUUGCAUGAGGUCAUUCUUGGAACUACUGGAAGGAAGCAAGGGACCUCUGUGAAAGGGGCAUUAUCCCCAUCUACAGAGUCUUCUCUAUGCAAGAAACGGCUUUUGGAGGCUUUUGCUUCACUUGUACGUGCUUCUUCCACCAGAUUCAACGUGGAAAUGUUUUCUUACCUUGAGCUCAAGGGUGUGGCCAAAGAUUACAGAGCUGCUGUCAGAAUUUUUAAGAAGAGCCCAUGUUUCACAAACUGGUUUCAGAAGCCACCAGAUCUUGAGAUGUUCUUCUGUUCAUCUUGAUUGUGAAGGUACUGAAGUCAAAAAUAAUUAUACUGAUUUUCUGGCCUGAUUAAUCAUCUUGGUUUAAUUUUCUAAACUUUGAAUUUGUUAUUUCUACAUAGCUGUCUGGCCUGUGUCUCUUAACCUUCAGUUGCAACAAAACCAAUAUCGAUAGGAAAAUUCGCAUUUGGGGCU